Molecule: messenger RNA, 2589 nt
Organism: Caenorhabditis elegans
Lineage: Eukaryota; Metazoa; Nematoda; Chromadorea; Rhabditida; Rhabditidae
Gene: Y92H12A.2
Product: E3 ubiquitin-protein ligase
Exons: 11
Coding region: 109-2283 (724 amino acids)
Biological process (GO): positive regulation of receptor-mediated endocytosis; negative regulation of smoothened signaling pathway; ubiquitin-dependent protein catabolic process
Cellular component (GO): cytoplasm
Molecular function (GO): ubiquitin protein ligase activity; ubiquitin-protein transferase activity
Source: RefSeq, marked reviewed
UUCCACCCCCGCCACGUCCCCAUUCCACGUGGAACCGUUUCCCCCCAUAUGUUCUGAUUUCCACGUUGCCAUUGCAUUUUUGCUCAUUUCUAACAUUUUACACACACGAUGGUUGUGCAGACGGUUGUUCAUGGAUAUCCACCAAAUACUGAUAAUGAAACAGAACUUCUACGGGUCCGUCUAUUGCGUGGUACAAAACUCGGGAAACGUGAUUUGCUCGGCGUGUGCUCGCCGUAUUGUAUGAUUCGAUUGGAAAAUUCAAAUGGUGAUACGGUUGAUGAAGUGCAGGUGGAGACUAAGAAAAAGACCCGAAAUCCCACAUGGAAUAGUGUGUUCACAUUCCGAGUGACACGUGCUUGUCAGAUGAAAAUUCUGGUUUACGAUGAGAAUCGUCUGCGAAAAGAUGUCCUUAUGGGAUUUGUGAGCAGAACGCUGAACGAUGGGCUCAUCACGACACAGGCACCGAAUCCAGAAGAAUACGCGUUACAGUCGGGCACCGCGUCCAAGGGAAAAAGCAUCGGAUCGCUAUUCCUUAGCUUUCACUUUAUGCCAUCAUCGUCCGACAAUUCACCGAGUGACUCUACAGCUGAUCUCCAACAAACAUCCAGUGGAAUGCCGCAAGGAUGGGAAGAACGAGAAGAUGGGAAUGGUCGGACUGUCUAUGUGAAUCAUGCGCUUCGAACAACUCAGUUCACACCGCCGGAAAGUGUUUCGAACGGCAACGUGGACGCCAUAACAGAGCAAUCGGUGAUCGAGGAGACCCGCCGGCGACGUGACAAUUACGAACACCGGAGCCAGGUCACUGACGAGCCAUCGGACACCACAAUCGUCAGUAACGAGUUGACUGCGAUUGACGACGCGAUGCGUGCGAACUUCGAACGUGGUGGAGGUCACGUGGAAGAAGAAGAGGACGAGCUCCGGCUUCCGGAUGGAUGGGAUAUGCAAGUUGCUCCAAACGGACGUACGUUCUUCAUCGAUCAUCGCACAAAAACGACGACAUGGACGGAUCCGCGUCCGGGAGCUGCCACAAGAGUUCCGCUGCUCCGUGGAAAAACCGACGAUGAGAUUGGAGCACUGCCGGCUGGCUGGGAGCAGAGAGUUCAUGCCGAUGGACGUGUGUUCUUUAUUGAUCAUAAUCGACGAAGAACACAGUGGGAGGAUCCGAGAUUCGAGAAUGAGAAUAUCGCGGGACCAGCUGUACCGUACUCGAGGGAUUAUAAGAGAAAAGUCGAAUAUCUCCGUUCGCGACUUCCGAAACCGAAUAGUAACAGUGGAAAAUGUGAUAUGGUUGUGCAUCGCGACACGCUUUUCGAAGACUCCUACAGACAUAUUAUGGAUAAGAAAGACUACGACUUGCGUAAUAAAUUAUGGAUCGAGUUCUUCGGUGAGACGGGUCUGGAUUAUGGUGGUGUGACGAGAGAGUGGUUCUUUUUGCUCUCCCAUCAAAUAUUCAACCCCUAUUAUGGACUUUUUGAGUACUCGGCAACAGACAACUACACUCUCCAAAUAAAUCCACACUCGGAAGCAUGCAAUCCGGAACAUCUCUCAUAUUUCCACUUCAUCGGUCGUAUCAUUGGAAUGGCGAUUUAUCAUGGAAAACUGCUCGACGCCUUCUUCAUUCGUCCAUUCUACAAAAUGAUGCUCGGCAAAAAGAUUACACUUUUCGAUAUGGAAUCUGUCGACAAUGAGUACUAUAACUCGUUGAUCUAUGUGAAGGACAAUGAUCCGGCCGACUUGGAGCUCACGUUCUCACUGGAUGAUUCGAUUUUCGGAGAGACACAGAACAUUGAAUUGAUACCGAACGGGGCGAAUGUGCCGGUGACUGAGGAUAAUAAGGAGGAGUAUAUCGAGGCGGUUGUCCCAUCAAACCUGCUCCGCCUGUUCGACGCGAAUGAGCUCGAACUCCUAAUGUGCGGACUUCAAAAGAUUGACGUGAAAGACUGGAAGGCGAACACCAUCUACAAGGGAGGAUAUGGACCAUCGAGUCAGGUGGUUCACAACUUUUGGAAGUGUAUUCUGUCGUUCGACAAUGAGAUGAGAGCCCGUGUACUGCAAUUCGUCUCUGGAACGUCGAGAGUUCCGAUGAACGGAUUCCGAGAGUUGUAUGGAUCGAAUGGACUUCAGAAGUUUACGAUCGAGCGGUGGGGAAGUGCGGAUAUGUUGCCAAGGGCGCAUACUUGCUUCAACCGUCUCGACCUGCCACCCUACACAACGUUCAAGGAGCUCAAGUCGAAAUUGCUCACUGCUAUUGAAAACUCGGAAAUUUUCUCGGGAGUUGAUUAGAAUCAUCGAUUUUUCCCGAUAAAAUUCAUCAAAUUGUACGUAUUCCCUGUUCAUGUCUCAUAAUUUCUCUGCUUGCCAUUACAAAAAACAUCCCGGACAUUAUUGUAAUUUAAGAAUUCUAUUUUUUUUUAAAUAUGCCUGACCUGUGAUUCCUAUGAUUUUCCGAAUUUUCUUCUCUUAUGUAUUCUUUCCCCGUUUUUUCUUUUCCAUUUUCACUGAAAAAGUCUCGUCUACAGGUUUAUUUCUCACAUACACACCCACACUACGCGAUGUAUUGCUCGAAUUUAAUGAAAAAUUGUUCGUUUU